Juglans regia (Persian walnut) is the source of this 911-nucleotide messenger RNA. Its product is annotated as cytochrome b561 domain-containing protein At2g30890-like. The transcript is spliced from 4 exons. Lineage: Eukaryota; Viridiplantae; Streptophyta; Magnoliopsida; Fagales; Juglandaceae. The coding region runs from base 29 to 775 and encodes 248 amino acids. Gene Ontology annotation, molecular function: transmembrane monodehydroascorbate reductase activity. The record is from RefSeq and is a predicted model, not a curated record.
CAUUGCAUAUCCUUUCAGAGAGGAAAGAAUGCUGCUACUGCAGAAAUUGGGUUGUUUCGUCAUUCCAGCAAGUAUUUUUAUUCUUGCUCUACCAGUUGUUUGUUCAUCUCAAGAACCUGCAAAAAGUGCAAGUAAAAAAGACCACCUUGAUAAGCUGAGCCCAAAAUUUCUGUUUGAGAUUACACUCCAUGGCUUUCUCCUCUGGGCUUCAAUGGGGUUCUUGAUGCCUGUUGGGAUACUUAUUAUAAGAAUGUCAAACAGAGAAGAAAGUGGGAGAAGGCUCAGAAUUCUGUUCUACGUUCAUGCGAUUUUACAGGUACUGGUGGUACUUCUUGCCACGGCAGGAGCAGUACUGUCCAUAAAAAACUUCAACAAUUCCUUCAACAAUUAUCAUCAAAGAAUAGGGGUAGCCCUAUAUGGUAUCAUAUGGCUGCAACCACUCCUUGGGAUUGUAAGGCCUAAGAGGGGGUCCAAAGGAAGGAGUGUAUGGUUUUUUGUGCAUUGGCUACUUGGAACUGCAAUAUCCCUACUUGGAAUUUUGAAUAUAUAUUCAGGUUUACAAGCCUAUCAUGAAAAGACAUCAAGAAGUAUAAGGCUUUGGAUUAUCAUUUUCACUGCUGAGAUGUCCUUCAUUGCCUUAUUGUACCUGCUGCAAGACAAAUGGGUGGAUAUGCAAAAGCAAGGAGUCAUUAUGGCCAGUGAACCCAUAAGGCCAACUGAAAAAGAGGUUUCUCCAAGAGACGCUGAAAAGGAGUUGAUGAUUAAGUCUUGUUGAGGAAGAAUGUCUUUGAUUUUACCUACAACCCACUCUUUUCAACCUUGUCAUCCGGUUUUCUAUCUGGAUUUUCUCCUCUAUAUAACGGAUUUCUAUGUGAGUUAAGAGAACUUUAGGUGUCGAAUAUUGGGAUGGG